Passer domesticus (house sparrow) is the source of this 7324-nucleotide messenger RNA. Its product is annotated as adhesion G protein-coupled receptor A3-like. NCBI's taxonomy places the organism in Eukaryota, Metazoa, Chordata, Aves, Passeriformes, Passeridae. The coding region runs from base 72 to 3983 and encodes 1303 amino acids. The record is from RefSeq and is a predicted model, not a curated record. Gene Ontology annotation, molecular function: protein binding; G protein-coupled receptor activity. Gene Ontology annotation, cellular component: postsynaptic density; plasma membrane; glutamatergic synapse. The transcript is spliced from 19 exons. Gene Ontology annotation, biological process: G protein-coupled receptor signaling pathway; cell surface receptor signaling pathway.
CGCGGAGCGGCGCGGACGGGCGCGUGCCAUGCGCGGCGCGGCAGCCGGCGGCUCCCGCUCGCUGGCUCAGCAUGCGCGGGCUGUGCCCCCGCCUCUGCCUGCUGGCCGCCGCGCUGGGGCUCUGCGGGGGCAGCAGGAACUGCCCCGACCUCAUCGUGGACCGCUGCCUCUGCGCCGCCGAGCGCGCCAAGGGGCCCGGCCGCCCGGCCCUGCGCAUCAAAGUGGUCUGCACCGGCGGAGACUUGGUGGAAACUUUGCAGCCCGCCGUGCUGCCCAACCGCACCGUGUCCCUGAUUCUGAGUAACAACAAGAUCUUGGGGCUGAAGAAUGGCUCUUUCUUCGGGCUGAGAUCCCUGGAGAGACUAGAUCUGAAGAAUAAUUUGAUCAGCACAAUUGAGCCAGGGGCCUUCUAUGGGCUUUCAGAACUGAAGCGCCUGGAUCUUUCAAAUAACAGAAUUGGUUGCCUAACACCAGAAAUGUUUAUUGGACUUAAUAAUCUUCACAAACUGAAUUUGUCAGGGAAUAUUUUUUCAAGUCUCAUGAAUGGACUUUUUUCUGAGCUGCUAGCUCUGAAAGCCCUACAUUUCAACACUGAUUCACUGAUUUGUGACUGUAACCUGAAAUGGGUCUUGCAAUGGGCCAGAAAUGCUUCAGUCCGAAUAGCAGAGGAAACAGUCUGUGCUUACCCCAGUGCUUUACAUGGACUGUCACUUUACAACCUGAAGGAAAACCAGCUGAUCUGUGCUGGGCCUCUGGAACUUCCUCUCUUCGAGCUGAUCCCAUCACAAAGACAGGUGGUUUUCCAUGGAGACCGCUUGCCUUUCCAGUGUACUGCAACCUACGUGGACAACAGCACCCAAGUGCAGUGGUACCACGCGGGGCGCCUGAUCGAGACCAACGAGGAGAGCGGCAUCUUCGUGGAGGACAGCAUCAUUCAUGACUGCUGCCUGAUUACACGUGAACUUAUCCUAUCCAGUAUUGACAUUGAUGCAACUGGAGAUUGGGAAUGUCUAGUCAAGAACUCCUAUGGAAAUAGCACUAAACAAGUAGAAAUUGUGGUACUUGAAACAGCUGCUCCCUACUGCCCUGCAGAAAGAAUUAUUAACAACAAGGGAGAUUUCAGGUGGCCCAAAACUUUGGCUGGGAUAACUGCUUACCAGCCCUGUCUCCAGUAUUCUUUUAACUCUGUCACAUUUCACAAUGGUGCAGAAGAGGCAAAGGCGUGGCGUAAAUGUAACCGAACUGGACGCUGGGAUGAAGAAAACUACUCUGAAUGUCCUUACUCACAAGAAAUAACCCAAGUUCUUCAUGCUUUUAGUCAGAUGCACAUCAAUUUGACAACCGUGCUGGAGUUUUCCCGCCAGCUGACAGCCUACACAAGAGGUGCUUCCCUCUUUGCGGAUAAAAUGGAUGUAAUAUAUUUGGCUUAUAUAAUGGAAAAGUUAAUUGUCUUCGUGGAUGAAGUUGAAGAUAUUGGGGAUGCUCUUAUUGAGAUUGCCAGCAAUAUAAUGUUGGUGGAUGACCACGUGUUGUGGAUGGCUCAAAAAGAAGACAAAGCCUGCACCAGGAUUGUACGAUGUGUGGAACAGAUUGCAAGUCAAAUACUGACCAGCAAGAUUCAAGUUAUAUCAAAGGUAUCUCGUAAUAUUGCUCUGGAAGCCUUCAUGAUCAAGCCAUCCAGUUUCACAGGAAUGACUUGCACUGCCUACCAGAAAACAUCUGCAAACUCAGACAAGUCAGUGACUCCUGAUUUGGGAAGAUGGGAAGCAAAUCACAAUCCUGAUGUGUACUUGAAUUUUAAGUGCAACACUGGCAAUCUGGAUGGUUCUUUGGUGAAUUCUUCUACCAGGAAUGCUGUAGCAGUAGCUUCAGUUCAUUUGCCACAGUCUGUCUUCUCCCAGUCUUCAGCCUGGCAAUCUGUUGAUAACUCCACUUGCAAGCUGCAGUUUAUUGUCUUUCGGAAUGGAAAACUCUUUCCUAGCACAGGAAACUCAUCAAACCUCGCAGAUGAUGGGAAACGUAGGACGGUUGCCACACCAGCUGUUUUUGCUAAAAUAGAUGGGUGCAGUUUUGGAAACCUCACCAGCCCUCUUACUAUAGGAUUGAGGCACUUUGCACGGGGUAUAGACCCCAUUGCAGCCUUCUGGGAUUUUGACCUUCUGGAUGGACAUGGAGGCUGGUGGGGAGAAGGGUGCCACAUAAUUAGUUCUGCGGGCAAUAUUACCACCAUUCAGAGUACACACUUCAGUAACUUUGCAGUGCUAAUGGAUUUUAAGACAGUGCUGUCUUUCCCGCAGUACCCAGGGGAGUUUCUGCACCCUGUGGUUUAUGCAUGUACUGCAGUUAUGUUGUUGUGCCUGUUUGCUUCCAUUAUCACCUACAUUGUCCAUCACAGCACAAUCCGAAUAAGCAGAAAAGGAUGGCACAUGCUUCUCAACUUUUGUUUCCAUACUGCUCUCACAUUUGCUGUUUUUGCUGGUGGAAUCAAUCGCAUUAAAUAUCCAAUUAUAUGUCAAGCUGUUGGCAUAGUACUGCAUUAUUCUACACUCUCUACUAUGCUAUGGAUCGGAGUAACUGCCAGGAAUAUUUAUAAGCAAGUCACAAAAAAACCUCAGCCUUGCCAAAACAGUGACCAACCUUCUUAUCCAAAACAACCUCUACUCAGAUUUUACCUGAUUAGUGGUGGAGUUCCAUUCAUUAUAUGUGGGAUUACAGCAGCAACCAAUAUCAAUAAUUAUGGGAUUGAAGGCAAUGCACCAUAUUGCUGGAUGGCCUGGGAGCCCAGCCUCGGUGCUUUUUACGGGCCGGUGGCGUUCAUUGUGCUGGUGACCUGUGUUUACUUUCUCUGCACGUACGUGCAGCUGAAGCGCCAUCCCGAACGCAAGUAUGAGCUGAAGGAAAAGACAGAAGAUCCGCAGAGAAUGCCAAGCACUGACAUGGGCCAUGGUCACAUUACAGACCCUGUGUCCGUUCCCCAGGCAACCUGCCCCAUGAUUUCUUCUUCCUUAUUGGAAAAUGAGCAUUCAUUUAAGGCUCAGCUUCGAGCCGCAGCAUUCACUUUGUUCCUGUUUACUGCCACUUGGACCUUUGGAGCACUUGCAGUGUCUCAAGGCCAUUUCUUGGAUAUGAUAUUUAGCUGUCUUUAUGGAGCCUUCUGUGUGACCUUGGGGCUUUUCAUCCUGAUCCAUCACUGUGCAAAGCGAGAUGAUGUGUGGCAUUGCUGGUGGUCCUGCUGCCCAUCCAAAAGAAACACCUACUCUGUGCAAGUCAACGUGCGCCCAAAGGUCAACAUCAAUGGCGACACCCAGGUUCAUGCACCUUGUCUGCAGGAAUCUCCGUGUCCCAACAAGUCAGCUGUGUUCAGUCACCCAGCAGCGAGCCACUGCAAACUCACUAACCUGCAAGCAGUGCAGAACCACGUUAACUGCCUGUCACCGGUGACGCCGUGCUGUGCAAAAAUGCACUGUGAUCAGCUGCUUGAUGAUGAAGCUCACAUUCAUGUCCACAACGAGGGAACCUUCAGACCCAACAUGCACAUUCAUAGAUGCCUGAAAAGCAGAACUAAGCCACGUUACUUCAGUCGGCACAGGUCUGCGGGGGAAAGGGAGUACGCCUACCACAUCCCCUCGAGCAUUGACGGCAGCAUUCACAGCUCCCACACAGACAGUCCCCACAGCACACACGAGAGCCAGUCGGGUCACAGACGGGCCUGCUGCUCCAAGAGUGAUCCCUACCCUACCGUCAACCAGCCCGAAAGCAGCGACGCAAGUACUGUAAUAUACAGCUGUGGUAAAAUGCCAGACAGUGACACUGUGCACCACCCAGCUCACUUCGAGAUGCACCCACGGACACAGUCAUUGCCAUUCAGUACAACAAAUCACAACGGAAUUCUCAAGGGAAACAUGCACGAAGCCAUGAUUUACAGCUCAGAUAGUACGGGAAAUAUCAAAACUGGCCCUUGGAAAAAUGAAACUACUGUGUAGUUCAUGGGCCAUCAUAAUGUGUUUUUUGCCCUAAACCAUCGUUAUCUUUGUUUUUAUUCCAAAAUAAAUAUGGUGAUAUGUUUGUGUAGCUCAUCAGUAAAUUGUACGGAUUUUCAUUUUCUUUGUAAGUGUCAAAGAAAGAGGGAUAGUGACAGUUUUAAAGUGAAAUUAUUUUUAAAAGAAAGUUAUAAAAUUAUUCUGAAAGAUAAUGAGAAAAUUAAGUCUAGAAAAUUGAAUAAGAGAGGCAAUAUCCUUUUGUUAUACAGAAUGACAUUUCUUUAGAAACAUAAUUUUCAUUCAUUGUUUUCACUUUUUUUCAGUAGUAACUUCAGACACUUUUUAUAAACAUAUCAGCAUCUUAAACUUUUACUUAUUUAUUUUUGUAGAAAAAUAUUAUUACUGUGCCAUGAAUUUUAAUCAGAAGUGGCUAUGGUAGAAAUGAUAAACAGGAUUUUAUAAAAUUGCAGCUUUUUAGAUACACAAAAGUGAUACUGCCUCUAAAAACCUUCUGUAGCAUAUGGCCUGUAAAGUCAUGUAAUGUACAGUCUCUGUUCUGUCCUUUUUCUUGUUGGAGAGAAGUGCUAGGUAAUGUCUCUGUUACAUCUUUGGUGCUGUAUUGGUUGUAUUUUGCAUGACAUAUGUCAGGAUAUACCAUUUGCUGUUUUAUAGUGUUACAUGUGUUUAAAAAAAAGAACAAAAAAAAAGUGUGGUACAAGGCUGUGACAAACCCUAUUGAUAUUAACCUAGAGCAUUAUAAAUCUACAGGAAAAAAAAUCACUCUGCACUAGUUUAAGUGGCACAAUCCUUUGUAUAAGGUUAUAUGAUAGCUUUGAUAAGGGUCCACUCUAAUGUCUUUACAGAGCAUGCACUACUCAUCGUAUGUGGCACUGUGCGGUGUAAUAGCAAUUGUCUCAACAAGUUUUACACUUCUUUGUAAAGUAUGCCUUUUAAACAAACCUGUAAGCUGUUCCCCGGUAACCUUUCCACAUCUCUUAAGGUAGAGCAGUUUUAUCAUUAACUCUUUGAGGACUACAGUUAUUUUCUUAAAGUAGCUUAUUCUAGUUCAGAGAUACUGUAUAUAUGAUACUGUCUAUUUAGUUACAUGAUCAAUGUAGUCCAGAGUCGUCAAGAAAAAGGAAGUUCAGUAAUUUUCUAAAAACACGUUCUUAGAGUCCAUCUAUUAAUUUCACCACUAGCUUUCUGAAAACCCAUUUCCUCCCCUAGCAAACUUCAGAUUGACUUAAUCCUUUAAUGCAAAUCUGACCUUCAGAGAAGUUCUUUAUGUUCAUGAUUUCUGCUGAAUUAUAGGGCAUUCUGGGGUCAGUAGCAUUCUCUAUUAACAAGGCCCUUGGCAAGAUUUUUUUCAUGUUUCCAUGAACAUCUGGACACAAAGCAUCAACUCACAGUACAGAACUGAAUCAGAAUGAUCCCUAUAUGAAAUAAAACAGCUUUUUACAAAUAGGAAGGGUGCAGAAUAAUAAUAGAUUUCAGAAAGUGAAUGGGAGCAUAGAGCUGUGAGAAAAAUGUCUGCAGUGGAAAGUGAACACUGGAUCCAGAAAUGAGAGAAAAAGCACAAUUCUGUACAGCCACACAAGAAAGUUUGCUGUGAUGUCUUCACACAGACUUAUGUAAUUGCUUCAGAGAGGAAACAGAAAAUUCCAUUGAGAGACCAUCAGUCUGCGAUUCUCUGUGUAUAUGUGGCAGAAAUCUUCACUAUACUUAAGCUCCAUAUUUUCCUGUUAUUAGCCGUUUAUUAGACUCUACCUUCAUUUUUUUUUUAAUAUGUAGGAAUAAAUUUCCUAAUAGUGUACAUAAAGAUGACAAUUAUAAUUGUUAGAAUGUUAUAAAAACAUGUAAGUCAGAUGAAUGUGUUCUGCAGUGUUGCAGGUGGGAAUUAGUACUCAAAGGGUUAAUGCUCAGUAUCUGAGUGCAAGAAAUCUUGUUUUUCUGUAUUUUUGUAAAUUUGAAAUAUAUAUUGUAAACUUCAGCAGUGCAAUGUAUCCAUCUCAGAUUGUGUAUUUUUAAAAGGUGAGCAAGAAGAAUGCACUAGGUGGUUGUCAAGUUUUAAGCCAAUAUUCAACAGUUUCAUGACUGCUUCUUUAGCUAACACAAAAAAAGACAAAACACUGAGCUUUAUUAUGUAUAUGCUGUAUAUGCUUGAACUGUCUCUAAACUAAAAUACAGUAUUUUUCUUUGUUUGCAUACUGAAAUAUUUUCUGUUCCAUAACUGUUUUCUUUUAAUAUUACUUUUACUCAUUCCACAUAGACAGUGACCCUAAAUAAGCAUAGACAUAAUGUGAAAUCCACUUCUCUGUGUCUCAGCACUCUGUAUAUGUAUAUUCUGUAACAGUAAAAUUGUAGGAAGUCUGUAGACCAUUAUGCAAAAUAUCACACACACACACACACAGAGCCAAGAUGAAAUACUCACUCUGCAAGAAUCCACUCAGUAAGCUCCUUUAUUCAGCUUGUGUUUUAAUCAUCUCUGUUAUUUUGUCUGAGAGGCCAAUUCCAUCUUCAUAAUGGCUUACAAAAAAAGUAAAUAGGUGCUGCUUUCCACAGAAUCUCUUAUGUGAUAAAACUCUCUGGAAUUCAAACAUAAAAUAUUAAAACACUUUUCUUAUUGUGUUAAAAAUUAAUUUAGUGAAUAUUUCUGGGCUAAUUUGGAAGAGCUGUGUUAUGCAAUAAUCAGUUUGCAUAUUAUUUUUUCAGAAAAUAUAGAGUAUAUCUACAGAGUAGGAAAGACAUGGUAUGAAAUAAAUAUAAAAAUGUUUUGUAACAUCAAAUUUGACCAAAAUGCUUUUUAUGCUUUUGACUUUUUUUUUUUUUCCUUAAGAUAAAUGAGAUAAUUUCAAUGCUUUGGAAGUCUGGUUUUGAUUUAUUGUGUGGUCAAUUAUAGUCAGUGAACCAUUACUACUUUACCUGAUUUUCUUCCCUAUAAAAAUAAAGUCAAUGAAAUAACCAGAGUAUGAGAUAUAUUGUCCUAGUAAAUUCCUCAUGGACACAAGUAACGUAUUUUAAAAUCAGUUUUAGUUUUGGUGAUUCAUUGAUAAUAAUAAAAUGGUUGAACAGAUUUUACUGUUCACUCUCUGUCCAAGAUUAACCAAGAGGAAUUUCUUCCGAAAGAAAAAAAUAUUUUGAAAGAAUGAUGCAGUCAACAGAAAUCUGAAUAGCUGCUACCAGGAUAAAAAUAUAUUCUUGCUGUAGUGUUGUUCUCUGCAUACAGAAAUUCCAGUUUUCAUGACUGAAUUUGAAGUCACAUAGGCUGUUUAUGAGAAAAAUUCCUACCCAGCCCCAUAUAAUGAAUUUGGGUGUAAAAAUAAAGCAUACAUUUUUGCACAUUA